GCGGCGGCGGCGGCAGCGGUUGGAGGCCGGGCGGUUUGCGUGAGCGGGACCGAGCAGAGGCCGAGCGACCCGGCGCCAUGGUGGAGAAGGAAGAGACGGGCGGCGGCAUCAGCGAGGAGGAGGCGGCGCAGUAUGAUCGGCAGAUACGCCUCUGGGGCUUGGAGGCCCAGAAACGACUGCGAGCCUCCCGAGUGCUGCUGGUGGGGUUGAAAGGACUCGGGGCUGAAAUUGCCAAGAACCUCAUCCUGGCUGGAGUGAAAGGGCUGACCCUGCUGGACCCUGAGCAGGUAUCUCCAGAAGACCCUGGAGCUCAGUUCCUGAUCCGGACUGGGUCUGUUGGCCGGAACAGAGCAGAAGCCUCUUUGGAGCGAGCUCAGAAUCUUAACCCCAUGGUGGAUGUGAAGGCGGACACCGAGAACAUAGAAAAGAAACCUGAGUCAUUCUUCACUCAGUUUGAUGCCGUAUGUCUAACUUGCUGCUCCAGGGAUGUCAUAGUUAAAGUUGACCAGAUCUGCCAUAAAAACAGCAUCAAGUUCUUCACAGGAGAUGUUUUUGGCUACCAUGGAUACACAUUUGCCAAUCUUGGAGAGCAUGAAUUUGUAGAGGAGAAAACCAAAGUUGCCAAAGCUAGCCAAGGAGAGGAGGAUGGACCUGACACCAAGAGAGCCAAACUUGACUCAUCAGAGACGACUAUGGUCAAAAAGAAAGUGGUCUUCUGUUCUGUGAAGGAAGCAUUGGAGGUGGACUGGAGCAGUGAGAGAGCCAAGGCGGCGCUGAAACGCACUGCGUCUGACUACUUCCUCCUUCAAGUGCUACUGAAGUUCCGCACGGACAAAGGCAGAGACCCGGCCUCCGAUAGCUUCGGGGAAGACUCGGAGCUUUUGCUUCAGAUCCGCAAUGAUGUCCUGGACUCCCUGGGGGUCAGUCCUGACCUGCUGCCCGAUGACUUUGUCAGGUACUGCUUCUCGGAGAUGGUCCCCGUGUGUGCUGUGGUUGGCGGCAUCUUAGCCCAGGAGAUCGUGAAGGCUCUGUCCCAGCGGGACCCUCCUCACAACAACUUCUUCUUUUUCGACGGCAUGAAGGGGAACGGGAUUGUGGAGUGCCUUGGCCCCCAGUGAGCUGGCCUUGGCAGCCUGGAAGAGUGUGUGCAGCGUGCCCUGUCUCCCCCCACAACCCCAUGU
Sorex fumeus (smoky shrew) is the source of this 1181-nucleotide messenger RNA. It is a transcript of the gene SAE1, whose product is annotated as SUMO1 activating enzyme subunit 1. The transcript is spliced from 9 exons. Gene Ontology annotation, molecular function: SUMO activating enzyme activity. Gene Ontology annotation, biological process: protein sumoylation. Gene Ontology annotation, cellular component: SUMO activating enzyme complex; cytoplasm. NCBI's taxonomy places the organism in Eukaryota, Metazoa, Chordata, Mammalia, Eulipotyphla, Soricidae. The record is from RefSeq and is a predicted model, not a curated record. Bases 78 to 1118 code for a protein of 346 amino acids.